Molecule: messenger RNA, 2149 nt
Organism: Diprion similis
Lineage: Eukaryota; Metazoa; Arthropoda; Insecta; Hymenoptera; Diprionidae
Product: pyruvate kinase-like
Exons: 7
Coding region: 28-1812 (594 amino acids)
Biological process (GO): glycolytic process
Cellular component (GO): cytoplasm
Molecular function (GO): pyruvate kinase activity; potassium ion binding; magnesium ion binding
Source: RefSeq, a predicted model, not a curated record
UUAGUACGACCCUCCUUUUGAAGAUCGAUGCGUCUCUUGUUGCGUUGCAAGAAAAGCUUCCGGUCUGCGUUCGCGCAAUUGUCGUUGAUCACCUGUGUUCGGAACACACCGCUAGUCCGUCAGCGCGUUACAUUCGCCGCACACUUCUCGCUUACUCGAUAUCCGAAGACCAAUAGUUUAUCAUUAAUUCGUGCUUCUACUUUGUUCACGCAGCACACCGAUAUGGUCUGGAGUACUGACGACGAUAAGAUGGCAGGAAAGCCAAAUACCACUGCACUCAAUGCGCAAAGUCAUUUAGAGCACAUGUGUGCCCUUGACAUCGAGCCCCAUGCUUCCUUCGUUCGUUUGUCUGGCAUCAUUUGUACCAUCGGACCAGCAUCCCGGUCUGUUGAGACUCUUGAGAAGAUGAUUGAAACUGGAAUGAACAUUGCUCGUAUGAACUUCUCUCAUGGAUCCCAUGAGUACCAUGCUGAAACCAUUGCUAAUGUGAGACAGGCUCAGAAAAAUGUUUCGGAACGCACCAAGACAAGUGUGCCAGUAGGCAUUGCUCUGGACACAAAGGGACCAGAAAUACGUACUGGACUUUUGGAGGGUGGCGGUUCUGCAGAAGUGGAACUGCAGAAAGGACAGACUUUCAAAUUUACAACCGACAAAGCUUACUUGGAAAAAGGGAAUGCACAGAUUGUGUGGGUUGACUACGAAAAUAUAUCAAAAGUAGUCAAAGUUGGAAACCGCAUCUUUGUUGACGAUGGCUUGAUCUCUCUCAUUGCCACCCAAGUUGCCUCUACCCAGAUUACAUGCACUGUUGAAAAUGGCGGCAGUUUGGGUUCUCGCAAGGGAGUCAAUUUGCCAGGAGUUCCCGUUGACUUACCAGCUGUCUCAGAGAAGGAUAAGUCCGAUCUUCAGUUUGGUGUUGACCAAGGAGUAGACAUGAUUUUUGCUUCAUUCAUCCGUGACGGAGCUGCACUAACAGAGAUCCGUGGUAUCCUUGGUGAAGCAGGAAAGAACAUAAAGAUUAUUUCAAAAAUUGAGAACCAGCAAGGCAUGGUCAAUCUGGAUGAGAUCAUAGAAGCCUCUGACGGUAUCAUGGUGGCACGUGGUGACCUUGGUAUUGAAAUACCACCAGAGAAAGUAUUCCUAGCACAGAAAAGCAUGAUCAGCAGGUGUAACAGGCACGGAAAACCAGUAAUUUGCGCCACCCAGAUGUUGGAAUCAAUGAUCAAAAAGCCUAGAGCAACUCGCGCUGAAACUUCAGAUGUUGCAAAUGCCAUUCUGGAUGGAGCAGACUGUGUCAUGCUUUCAGGGGAGACAGCCAAGGGAGACUAUCCUCUUGAAUGUGUCCGGACCAUGGCCAAUAUCUGUAAAGAGGCCGAAGCUGCAAUCUGGCAUAACCAGAUCUUUGCUGAUCUCUGCAGAAAUGUAUUACCUCCUAUCGACGCUACUCACUCGGUCGCAAUUGCUUCUGUUGAGGCGUCCAUCAAAUGUCUAGCUGCUGCAAUCAUCGUCAUCACUACUUCGGGACGCUCGGCACAUUUAAUUUCCAAGUACAGACCAAGGUGUCCAAUUAUUACUGUCACCAGGUUCGAACAAGUCGCGCGGCAAGGCCAUCUGUAUCGUGGUAUUCUGCCACUUCACUACUCGGAAUCCCCGCUUCCUGACUGGUUGAAGGAUGUCGAUGUGCGUGUACAGUACGGUCUAAACUUUGGCAAAAAUCGUGGAUUUAUUCAGACCGGUGACACUGUCGUUGUUGUCACUGGAUGGAAACAGGGAUCUGGUUUCACAAAUACCCUUCGUGUCGUGAAGGUGGACUAAGCAUUUGAUCAUCGCAGAAUUGGUCACUAGGUAUCCUGUUGCUACGAUCCGCGUUGGAGUUGAGAUCUGUCUACUCCAGGAAGUUUUUUACUUCAAUUGCGUGCAUCUGUCCGCAUAUGAGCGAAUAAUGGUGUCUUUGCACUUUGGAUACCUGCUGCUACUUUGACUACCACUACUACUUCUAUUACUACCAGUGUUUAUUUCGCGUACGCUAGAUUUUGUAGUGAAAAUCCGUACGGUUGUGAAGCUACAAAAGUGACACGCAACUAGAAUGUAUGUAACCAACUGUGAACAUAGAACUAAUAUUACAAUUAUAGUCUAUGAAUAAAUUAUUGCA